UUUGUAAAAUUAAGAGAUAUUAAGCAACAGCAGCAGCAAAAAAUGAACUAGAGACAAUGUAAGCCUCGAAAAGAAGGAAAAACUGUAUAAGAAAUUGCACAGAAAAAAAGAGAAAAGAGGAAAGGAACAAAAGGAUUAAAACAAAUAUACGCAACGUCAACAGCAAACACCGAAGAGACUAUGAAAAAUGCGCAACUGAAGCUGAGUGAAGUUGAUGAUGAUGAGCUGUGGCUGCAGCAGCAACAGCACCAAAAACAGCAGCAGCAGCAGCAGCAGCAACAACUGGCUUUUAGAUUAGCACACAACACCAAAAACCAACUUACUCAACAGCAACUAAAGAGCUUAAGUACAAAACACCACAGAAGCAGCAGCAGCAGCAACAGCAACAGCAACAGCAACAGCAACAACAACACAACAUUAGCAACAGCAGCAGCAACAACAAACCCACAGCAUGUAGUCAGCGUGUCCAGCGACAGCGCCCGUCUACAUAAUGCAAGGGCCUUGCAACAACAGCAGCGGCAGCAACAGCAACAGCUAGACAGCAACAUGUUGUCAGCGGCCAGAGCCGGCAGAAAUCAAGCAACACAUACAAACAUAAGACUGUGCGCACGAAAGAGGCAAAGAUUACGUCGGCGUCGAAAAAGAAAACCAACAGCUGCAGUAGCAGCAGUGACAGCAGCAGCAACAUUUAGCAAUAGCAACAGCAAUCAAAGCACCACAGCAACAUAUUGGCUAGAGCGCAGCAGUGACAGCAACAGCAUAAAUUUAUUUCAUGGCCUUUGGCCAAUUAGUGUUGGCAUUGUACUCCAACUGUUGCUACCGGCGCUGAGGCUGUGGCAAAUGCAGCUGCAGCUGCAACAGCGAGCUGCAACAGUGCUUAGAGCCAUUGCUAACAGCACCACCGCCAUUAUUUCCUAUGCAAAUGCCAUUGGCAUGCAGCUGCUGCACAGUUGGAAGCGCAUCAGAAACACCAACAGCAACAACAAUAACAGCAGCAGCGGCAACAGCAGCAAUAACAACAACAACAGUAGCAGCGCCACACUUCUAAUCAACGGACUUAAUAAACACUCAUGGAUAUUUUUAUUGAUAUAUUUGAAUUUAUCUGCUAAAGUUUGCCUAGCAGGAUAUCAUGAAAAGAGACUGUUACAUGAUCUAUUGGAUCCAUAUAAUACACUAGAACGUCCGGUUCUUAACGAGUCGGACCCGUUACAAUUAAGCUUUGGUUUAACUUUAAUGCAAAUUAUCGAUGUGGAUGAGAAAAAUCAAUUGCUGGUCACGAAUGUUUGGCUAAAACUGGAGUGGAACGAUAUGAAUUUGCGCUGGAAUACCUCAGACUAUGGUGGUGUUAAGGAUCUGCGGAUACCGCCGCAUCGCAUCUGGAAGCCGGACGUACUGAUGUACAACAGCGCUGACGAGGGUUUCGAUGGUACCUACCAGACGAAUGUGGUGGUGCGCAACAAUGGCUCCUGCCUGUACGUGCCACCGGGCAUCUUUAAGUCAACAUGCAAAAUCGACAUCACGUGGUUUCCCUUUGAUGAUCAGCGCUGCGAAAUGAAAUUCGGCAGUUGGACCUAUGAUGGAUUUCAGCUGGAUUUGCAAUUACAAGAUGAAACUGGCGGUGAUAUCAGCAGUUACGUGCUCAACGGCGAGUGGGAACUACUGGGUGUUCCCGGCAAACGUAAUGAGAUCUACUACAACUGCUGCCCGGAACCGUAUAUAGACAUCACUUUUGCCAUUAUCAUACGACGACGUACAUUGUACUAUUUUUUUAAUCUGAUUAUACCCUGUGUGCUGAUUGCAUCCAUGGCUCUGCUGGGAUUCACCCUGCCGCCAGAUUCGGGUGAAAAGCUAUCGCUGGGCGUUACGAUUUUGCUCUCGCUGACCGUGUUCCUCAAUAUGGUUGCCGAGACAAUGCCGGCCACCUCAGAUGCCGUGCCUCUGCUAGGUACAUAUUUCAAUUGCAUAAUGUUUAUGGUAGCUUCAUCCGUUGUGUCAACGAUUUUAAUAUUAAAUUAUCAUCAUCGAAAUGCUGAUACGCACGAAAUGUCCGAAUGGAUACGCAUCGUAUUUUUAUGCUGGCUGCCAUGGAUAUUGCGCAUGAGUCGACCGGGACGACCGCUGAUAUUGGAAUUCCCGACAACGCCCUGUUCGGAUACCUCAUCCGAGCGCAAGCAUCAGAUACUAUCCGAUGUUGAGCUGAAAGAGCGCUCCUCAAAGUCGCUGCUGGCCAAUGUGCUCGACAUUGAUGAUGACUUUCGGCACAAUUGUCGCCCCAUGACGCCCGGCGGAACACUGCCACACAAUCCGGCAUUCUAUCGCACGGUUUAUGGGCAAGGCGACGAUGGCAGCAUUGGGCCAAUUGGCAGCACACGAAUGCCCGAUGCGGUCACACAUCAUACGUGCAUCAAAUCAUCAACAGAAUAUGAAUUAGGUUUAAUCUUAAAGGAAAUUCGCUUUAUUACUGAUCAGCUACGUAAAGAGGACGAGGACAAUGACAUUGCCAAUGAUUGGAAAUUUGCAGCUAUGGUCGUUGACAGACUGUGCCUUAUCAUAUUCACAAUGUUCACAAUAUUAGCCACAAUAGCUGUACUACUAUCAGCACCACAUAUUAUUGUCUCGUAGCCAUAUGGGCGAGGUGGUUAU
This is a messenger RNA of Drosophila novamexicana, 2643 nucleotides long. It is a transcript of the gene nAChRalpha5, whose product is annotated as neuronal acetylcholine receptor subunit alpha-7. NCBI's taxonomy places the organism in Eukaryota, Metazoa, Arthropoda, Insecta, Diptera, Drosophilidae. The coding region runs from base 181 to 2622 and encodes 813 amino acids. The transcript is spliced from 11 exons. Gene Ontology annotation, cellular component: neuron projection; synapse; postsynaptic membrane. Gene Ontology annotation, molecular function: acetylcholine-gated monoatomic cation-selective channel activity; transmembrane signaling receptor activity. The record is from RefSeq and is a predicted model, not a curated record. Gene Ontology annotation, biological process: monoatomic ion transmembrane transport; regulation of membrane potential; signal transduction.